Messenger RNA from Rhinolophus ferrumequinum (greater horseshoe bat), 4876 nucleotides. It is a transcript of the gene NFATC1, whose product is annotated as nuclear factor of activated T cells 1. Lineage: Eukaryota; Metazoa; Chordata; Mammalia; Chiroptera; Rhinolophidae. Gene Ontology annotation, biological process: regulation of transcription by RNA polymerase II; calcineurin-NFAT signaling cascade; cytokine production. The coding region runs from base 305 to 3127 and encodes 940 amino acids. The transcript is spliced from 10 exons. Gene Ontology annotation, cellular component: transcription regulator complex. Gene Ontology annotation, molecular function: DNA-binding transcription factor activity, RNA polymerase II-specific; transcription factor binding; RNA polymerase II cis-regulatory region sequence-specific DNA binding. The record is from RefSeq and is a predicted model, not a curated record.
GCGGCCCUGCGUCAGAGCGAGACUUCGAGACUCCGGACUCGCCGGCACAGUCGCCGCGCGGGAUCCGGCGGCCGGGCGCGGGCGCACACCUCCGAGCCCCGCCACGCGCCACCUCACUCAGGUCCCGGCCUCAGCCGGCCCCGCCACUCGCGCACACCCCUCGAUGACAUUUCUCCGGGGCGCGCGGCGCGGAGCCCGGGCAGCGCGCGUCCGCCGGGGAUAGUCUGCUUUCCCCGGAGCCCGACCCGGGCGGCUGCGCCCGCUCGUCCCGCUCCUCCUCCUGCUCCGCGCCGCCGCCGCGUGGAUGCCAAGUACCAGUUUUCCAGUCCCUUCCAAGUUUCCACUCGGCCCUCCGGCUGCAGUCUGCGGGAGCGGAGAAACUUUGGGGCCCGCGCCGCACGCCCGCGGCACCAUGAAGUCGGCGGAGGAAGAGCACUACAGUUACGGGUCCUCCAACAUCAGUGCUGGCCUGCCCCUCUCCACGGCACACCCGUCCCUGCCCACUCCAUGCCACGACCUGCAGACGUCGGCGCCGGCUGUGGUGGCCGCGGGCCACCCCUCGGGGUACGGAGCCGCUGUGGACAGUGGACCCUCGGGCUACUUUCUGUCCUCCAGCCACGUGAGGCCCAGCGCGGCUCCCACGCUGGAGAGCCCGCGCAUCGAGAUCACGUCAUACCUGGGGCUGCAGCACGGCAGCAGCCAGUUUUUCCAUGAUGUGGAGGUGGAGGGCGUCCUUCCCAACUCCAAGCGGUCCCCGUCCACAGCCACCUUGAGCCUGCCCAACCUGGAGGCGUACCGCGACCCCUCCUGCCUGAGCCCGGCCAGCAGCCUGUCUUCGCGCAGCUGCAACUCUGAGGCCUCAUCCUAUGAGUCCAACUACUCGUUUCCAUACGCGUCCCCACAGACGUCCCCGUGGCAGUCCCCGUGCGUGUCCCCCAAGACCACGGACGCCGAGGAGGGCUUUCCCCGUGGCCUGGGGGCCUGCAGCCUGCUCGGCUCCCCGCGACACUCGCCCUCCACCUCACCCCGCACGAGCGUCACGGAGGAGACCUGGCUGGGGGCUCGCACCUCCCGGCCGUCGUCCCCUUGCAACAAGAGGAAGUACGGCCUCAACGGCCGGCAGCUGUCCUGCUCCCCCCACCACUCGCCCACGCCGUCCCCGCACAGCUCACCGCGGGUCAGCGUCACCGACGACACGUGGCUGGGCAACACCACGCAGUACACCAGCUCGGCCAUCGUAGCCGCCAUCAACGCCCUGAGCACCGACAGCAGCCUGGACCUGGGCGACGGCGUCCCCGUCAAGGCCCGCAAGACUGCCCUGGACCACUCGCCCUCCGUGGCGCUCAAGGUGGAGCCGGUGGGCGAGGACCUGGGGACCACGCCGCCCUCGUCUGAUUUCCCGCCAGAGGAGUUCCCCUCCUUCCAGCACAUCCGGAAGGGUGCCUUCUGCGACCAGUACCUGUCAGUGCCACAGCACCCGUACCAGUGGGCCCGUCCCCGGUCCCCGACAUCCUACGCCAGCCCAUCCCUGCCUGCCCUCGACUGGCAGCUGCCGUCACACUCGGGGCCCUACGAGCUGAGGAUCGAGGUGCAGCCCAAGUCCCACCACAGAGCCCACUACGAGACGGAGGGGAGCCGGGGGGCCGUGAAGGCGUCGGCAGGAGGACACCCCAGCGUGCAGCUCCACGGCUACUUGGAGAACGAGCCACUCACGCUGCAGCUGUUCAUUGGGACGGCAGACGACCGCCUGCUGCGGCCACACGCUUUCUACCAGGUCCAUCGCAUCACGGGCAAGACCGUGUCCACCACCAGCCACGAGGCCGUCCUCUCCAACACCAAGGUCCUGGAAAUCCCACUGCUGCCGGAGAAUAACAUGCGUGCAAUCAUUGACUGCGCCGGGAUCCUGAAGCUGCGCAAUUCAGACAUCGAGCUGCGGAAGGGAGAGACGGACAUCGGCCGGAAGAACACGCGCGUGAGGCUGGUCUUCCGGGUGCACAUUCCGCAGCCCAGUGGCCGCACGCUGUCGCUGCAGGUCGCCUCCAAUCCCAUCGAGUGCUCCCAGCGGUCGGCCCAGGAGCUGCCCCUUGUGGAGAAGCAGAGCGCAGCCAGCUGCCCGGUCCUUGGCGGGAAGAGGAUGGUGCUGUCCGGCCAUAACUUCCUGCAAGACUCCAAAGUCAUUUUCGUGGAGAAAGCACCAGAUGGCCACCACAUCUGGGAGAUGGAGGCGAAAACGGACCGAGACCUGUGCAAGCCGAAUUCCUUGGUGGUCGAGAUCCCCCCGUUUCGCAACCAGAGAAUAACCAGCCCCGUCCAAGUCAGUUUCUACGUCUGCAACGGGAAGAGGAAGAGAAGCCAGUACCAGCACUUCACCUACCUUCCUGCCAAUGUUCCAAUCAUAAAAACAGAGCCCACUGAUGACUACGAGCCUGCCCUGACCUGUGGACCAAUGAGCCAGGGCCUGAGCCCGCUCCCCAAGCCGUGCUAUGGCCAGCAGCUCACCAUGCCGCCCGACCCGGGGUCCUGCCUCGUGGCUGGCUUCCCGCCCUGUCCACAGAGAAGCGUCAUGAUGUCGCCGCCACCCGGUGCCAGCCCGAAGCUCCACAAUCUUUCUUCCGCCCCCCACAGCAAGGGCAUGGCCAGCCCCAGCCUCAGUCCCCUCGGACUUCAGCGGCCAGCCGGAGGGGUCCUCGCCGGUCAGGAGGCGCCAAGACCCGUGGGCGCGCACCCCGGCUCCCCCCAGCAGCCGCCCCCUGCUCUGCUGCAGCCACAGGUGAGUCCACAGCUGAGCAGUAGCUGUUCCCCGGGUCGCCAGCCAGCAGUCUGUCCCAACAGCCCCUCCUCUCCACUACCGUCCGGUACCCAAGAGCCGACCUGUUUGCAGUCCUGCAGCCCAACCCGCCCACCCGGGAUGGGCCACCAGCAGCACCAACUGCCGAAGGUUCCGGAAAAAGAGUCUGCAGCCACCGGGCCUCUGCCGCUGCCCGAGGCGCGUGAGGACAGUAAUCAUAGUCUGGCCCCCACACCCGUAUCGGUCAAGCGAGAGCCUCAAGACUUGGACCAGCUGUACCUGGACGACGUAAAUGAAAUCAUACGAAACGACCUCUCCAGCACCAACGUCCAUUCAUAGCUGGCGACAUCGGAGCUCACUCAGAAGCUGCGUGGUGUCGACGCGGCGGGUGACAGUGGAGCUCAGCAUGCAGACUUCUGACUGAAUCACCUGAACACACACCUGGUACCACUCAGAAGUUCCAACUUACUGAAGACCUAUUAUACGUAAAAGACGUAGCGCUUUAAGCACAAAGGAAUGAAGGAAUGAAGGAAGGAAAGACCACUCCAUCUGCUGAAGGAAAAGUCAUCUCAAGAAGAAAAUAAAGGGGCUGGGGCGAGUGGGGGAGACAGACUGAUGGCACCCACAUGGGAAUGACCCCCCAGCAGCCUGACCCCGCCGUCCCCUCGGCACCCCUGGAUUUCAGUACUGGAAGUGCCUUAUGUAACCCGACCAGCAUCAGGGCGUCGGACAAUUAAGCUAGCAGUAGAGUAUUUGUAGGAGUAAAGCUAUAAAAACAUUUCAUCAUGAGGCUUUAUCCUUUGUAUAAAUUAAGAGAAUACUGGUGAGCUAGGCGUUGUGAGAAAAACCUAACAAAGUUCCUACUUUUUUCUAACUUUCCUGGGCUGUAAUAUACAAUUUUGUUGCCUUGUUCAGUACAUUUUAGAAAUCUUCCAAUUGUCAUCUCAGCUCUUCCGUAUUACCCUUCCCUCCCCUGUGUUACUAAAACCAUAGGAUUGUUAAUUGUAGCAUGCUAGGGUUUUGUUUUUAAUCUGGCUUCGAACAUAGCACAAGUAGGUUAUUGGACAAGAAAAGGGACCUGUCCCUCACAGGACAGGUCUUGCAUUUGCAUGUACAUACAUAGGCAUGUAUUUGUGUAGAAAUAAUAAGUAACAGGUGGUGACAGUCAGUCUUCGUCCAGCAAAGGCUUCCGCACCAGCAAUAACCCGGAUGCAUUUGGGGACAUCAUCAACUCCACACCUGGCUUCCCAGCUACUUCCACCGGGGUCCGGCACCCCCUACAGGCUGUGCAGUUAACAGAGCACUUUCCAAGCCUGGGGAGGUGCGCUCAGAGUACCCUGUGUCACCAAAUGGCGAAAUUGGAAAGGAGCUAUAAAUAACGUUGCAAAGGGAGUGUAAUAUAUUUGUUCAGCUAUAAGAUUAUUAUUUCACAGAAGCCUUAUAACUCUGCUUCAUCUAAGACCCCGAUUACCAAAAGCACUGUUUCAAUAGGCAGCGACUGUGGUAGGUUUCCGGUGAGUAACUGUUAAAGGACAGGCUAGUGUAAGCUUCACAGCAUUUUGUACAAUGAACAGAUUAUUGCACAUUAUUACUAGUAAUGGUCUGUCGUUUCACAUAACCAAAAACGCAUGGAUUAGUUAAAACAUGUUGAACCUAAUAAUUGUGCCUUAGGAAGUCACGCCCCGUCAUGGAACCUGCCUGGUGCGCCCACGGGGGCAGGUUGUAACUUAUACGUCAUUAAACACGAAGUGAUGGUGGGGGAGAGCACUCCCACAGAAAGAACUAUUUUUAAAAUGUUCUCCUGUACGAUUAUGUCUUACUUUUUUAAUUCACAGAAAGAAACAAAAGUCUGAAAGCCAUAUUUGUAACAUUUGCACAUAACUGUGAAGAACUGAAGAUAUGGCCCCGUGUGUAUCUGACCUGCUCCUGGCAGGUGUCACUCCUGCCUGUCAGCCCAGGCCUUGGCGUCUAGCAUCGUAGCGUUGCAUGGAACACUCUUAGUAGACAGUCAUACGGAAAGGAAGCGUUUGAUAUUUGUGUCAGCUAGCUUUGUAGUUAGAAAAUAGAUCCAAUAAAGCGAUAUUUUUU